UGACCCCAGUGGCAGUCCCAUCUCACUACACCGCGCACUCCGGCUCCCCCUCUGUCAGAGCGAGGCUGCUCUCUCUCCCUUCUCUCUCUUGCUCCCCUCUCUCCGGCUCUGUCUCGUUUCCACAAGAGCCAGCCGAGGUCCCCCAGGGUCGAAGGUUCUGCCCUGCCCGCCCAGACUGCAACCCCCGCCGGCCGCCAAAAUCUGCAUUCUCUCGCAUGGAUAUGCGCCUUCUGACAGCGUAGAGGGCGACCCCGGGACACAUAUCGGCCAGAACGAAGGUGCGAUGUCAAGCCCACUGUGGCUACUGACUACAAUCAAUCAGGGAUUGAGACAGGAGGGAGCGACACCGGGUCGAGGGAGGCACACUAGAACUGAAGUCCGGAUUGCUGUGUGGUCGUGGUCCAGUGUGGCUGAUCCAGGUUUGCGCACAAGGCGGUCCCAGUUCUGAGCGGCGGUUCUGAAGGAUGAGCGCUGAACGGUUUGGUCUUGGAUCCUGGUGAACGGUGUCUGAUGUCCGAACGGUGGAAGCAUGGCUCAUGGAAUGGCCUCUCAGGGCAAAGUGACCAUCACAGUGGAUGAAUACAGCUCCAACCCCACACAGGCCUUCACCCACUACAACAUCAACCAGAGCCGCUUUCAACCGCCACACGUCCACAUGGUGGAGCCCACGCCGUAUGACACCCCAAAGCCGGCCGGGCACACGCGGUUUGUGUGCGUGUCAGACACGCACUCGCGUACCGAUGGGAUCCAGAUGCCCUAUGGGGACGUGUUGCUGCACACAGGAGACUUCACCGAGCUAGGCCUUCCCUCCGAGGUCAAGAAGUUCAACGACUGGCUAGGUGGUCUACCGUAUGAGUUCAAGGUGGUGAUAGCGGGGAACCACGAGCUGACGUUCGAUAAGGACUUUAUGGCUGAGCUGGUCAAGCAGGAUUACUACCGCUUUCCCUCAGUGUCCAAACUGAAGCCAGAGGACUUCGAUGAUGUCCAGGACCUCCUCACCAACUGUGUGUACCUCCAGGACUCUGACGUCACAGUCAAGGGCUUCCGGAUCUACGGGACCCCAUGCCUGUUCCCUCUCUGGAGUCCAUGGUUUAACGGCUGGGGAUUCAACCUGCCCCGAGGCCAGUCUCUGCUGGAUAAAUGGAACCAGGUCCCAGAGGGCAUCGACAUCCUCAUGACCCACAGCCCUCCCCUCGGGUUCCGAGACUGGGUUCCCAAGGAGCUGCAGAGGGUAGGCUGCGUCGAGCUGCUCAACACGGUACAGAGGAGGGUCCGACCCAAACUCCACGCCUUCGGAGGAAUACACGAAGGGUAUGGCAUCAUGACAGACGGCUUCACGACGUUCGUCAACGCCUCCACGUGCACGGUCAGCUUCCAGCCCACCAACCCGCCCAUUGUUUUCGACCUGCCCAACCCUUCCUCCAGCUCCUGAGGAUGACGUCCGACCUGCAAGGACGGGGGGUGGG
Esox lucius (northern pike) is the source of this 1466-nucleotide messenger RNA. It is a transcript of the gene mpped2a, whose product is annotated as metallophosphoesterase domain containing 2a. Bases 530 to 1432 code for a protein of 300 amino acids. The transcript has 9 exons. Lineage: Eukaryota; Metazoa; Chordata; Actinopteri; Esociformes; Esocidae. The record is from RefSeq and is a predicted model, not a curated record. Gene Ontology annotation, molecular function: hydrolase activity.